AUGAGUGAUAGGGGAGGCCGCCGGUGCGCCAUUCUACCAGCCAGUAUGUCUGCAGAGCGGCAAAUCGUCUCCACCGUCCGAGGUCUUCUCGACGGCCAUCGCGUCGCCACCGUCGCCGUCGUUUCCGUCGACGACCAAGCUGCGUGAGUGCUUUUCGCGACGGAGCACCAUUUCUAGGGAAAUUACUCUUUGAUUAAUUUCAGACGAAUGAGAAAUUAGAAGUCAAAAUCAAAAGCUUGGCCAAAAUUCAGAAAGUUGACAAGAAGAUCAGGUCAUUCUGAGGAUUUUUGAGACUGAUUCAGCUUUUUUGAUGUGAGACGCCAGAAAAUGAUAAACUUUCAGCUGUAUUUCUCAAAAAAGAAAUAAAUAAUUUCCCACCUCCCUCAAGUCCCGAAGUUUCUUGAAAACCCAAAAAUUCGAAGCGUUUUAAUUAACUUAUUUUUGAUUCUUCUUUCAUGAAAAAUCUUAUACUAUUUAUAUUUUUUUCGAGAUUCUCACCCAACUUUCCAUCGUUUUUUUAUGAACUUUCGAGAUUUUUGGAAGUUUGGGUGAAAUGAUUUCCCCAUCAAACGAUUUUUUUGAUCUCCAACGCGGAAAUUUUUUUCCCAGAGAUUCAAAAAUUUUUUUGACCUAUUGGUUUAUUUCCCUUCAUGAACACGGAAUAAUAAAACUUUUUAAAAAAAUAAACUUUUUUUCCAAAUUAAAAAUUUUUUUAUUGCCGAAGUUCAGUCAGUAGCUUCUUGAUAAGGUCAUCGUUGAGAAUGGUUUGUGAUUUCUCAUUUGAAAAGGACAGAUGGGCGUGGAAAAUCACACGGAAUGGGAAGAGCCAACAUCAAAAGCUGAAGAUUUCGAAAGCAUUUUCUUCAGAUUAUAAUCAAAAAUUCAUUCACGAGCAACUCACUUCCGCCAGACUUCAGGAAGAAAUUCGUUGAGGCUUUGGGAGAAGACGUCAACGUGUCGACGCACAACGACGUCGAGCAGCUCGCCGGUCUGUCGGACCUCGACAUCCUCAUCGCCAACAAGGCCCUUUCCAAGGUACUUCCCCAAUCAAUUGCGAAAGUUUUCUUGCAUCAUCGAUACGAGAAAAUGUCGUACUUUGCAAUUUCGGAGUGUUACGAGACAGAAAAAUCGUUCGAUCAAAGGGGGAAAUGACCGAUUUGAUUUGACCAAAGGACGUUUUCAGAUCGCAAAAAAAGGCCGCAACAUGCCAUUGUUAUCAAUUGAUCGUCUCUCUGAAAAUGAAUCAAGUUUCUUAUCGAUAAGGCAAUUUUUUGUUGAUUAUUACGUUGUGGCGCGUGCCGAAAAGAAAGUUUUUGGAAACAAUUUUUGGAAAAAAAAAGUAUGGAGCCUUGCACUCGAAACUGAUUUCUAAUGAAGUUGCUCACCAUGAAUAAAAAAAAUUGCGCCAAAUUUCGAAACAUUCAAACAGAAACUAGCUGUAGGAAAACGUGUCCCAAAACUCUAAAUUAAAAUUUAGAACAUAUUCAUAGUAGGUUUAAAAAGAUUAUCAGGAAUACCUUAAACUUAUUGCAACAAGAAACUCUAAAUCUUCAUAUUCGCCAAAAAAAAACAUUUGUUUUAAUCCGUGUAGAGUUCUGAGCCAACCUGGAAAGCUCUCAUUUUUUUCACGGUCAAAUCUGUUUGAAAUUGAGCACCAUCUGCCGUGCAGAAAUAUGCAGCUCAAGGGACUGUUUGUGACAUCAACAGGAGUUAAGAACUUGACAAGCCCUGAAUAUUCCACAGAUCAACCCGAAAAGCUUUCAUUUCUAAAGCUUUUCAGAAUGUCAAUCAUCCGGAAAAGCUGGAUGAAUUCGUGAAGAGCGCCUUGAAGGCGGUCCGAUUCGGUGGCGUCGUCAUCGUUCGAGAAGAUCUCAGUGAGUUUCAGUUUGAAAUUAAAGUUUGAGAAACGGAAAAAAAAGUGGAAAACAAUUGAAGUGGAACAGAAGAUCAAUAUUUAUUUUCGUUUUCAUUUUUUCAGCUUUACGUAAAACAAGAUACAUUUUUGUUAUGAAUUUUCUGGCUUCGCAAUUUUUUGCACAAGGUGCACCACUAGACGAAAUUAACACUCGACUUUUUAUAAAAAGAAAAACGAAGAGCUCGAAAUGGAAAGCAGAAGUUUCAAUCAAAAAAGAAACUCGAGUCUUGCAGAGGAUGCGCAAGACGGCAAGCAGGUCGCCCGUCUGACUGACUAUUUCGACGUUUUUCGAGUCGCCGUCGACGGCAAAAACACGGGCCUCGAGCUGUACGCCGUCGAGGAAGUCGAGGACUCCCUCUACGUCAGUUUUCCGGGAGAAAAAAUCGAGAAUCAUGAGUUGUGUAGCCACGAAUUCAUGUAUAGUCUGUUCAGAUUUUGAAUGUCAAGUGCAAUGACGUCGUUCAAAAACACUCUGUGGAUGGCUCGCUCUCUGAUUGGUUUAUUGCACCAUUAUGGGCGGAGCUUCAGCGGCGACUUGACAUUUAAAAUCUGAACAGACUAUACAGAAAAAAGGAUGUCUUUCGAGCUGCUUUUUCAAUAAUUUCAGUUCAAUUUGCUGUGUUGAAUUUCUGAUUUUUCGAAAAGCGCAGAGGUUCUGAAUAGCCUGAAACAAGAUUUUCGCUUCAAACCUUCCAUGAAACUCGUUUAUGCUUUUCCCCAAACAGAAGUUUUCAAGCUUACGGAUUUUCAUGACAUAACUUCAAUUUUUUUCUGUUAUUAUCUACCGUUUUAAUUCUUGUCGUCGUUUUAACAUCUGAAUGAUAUAUUUAUCUUGGUUGGGCAAAGAUUUUGAACCCUUGGAGUGUGAGGCCGGGCCACCGCAAAGAAGAACCAAAAAUAUUCUCAGGCUCACCAAAACUGGCUCGACUUCUACUGGUCAUUCACCAAGAAAGAGUUCCCACAGACGACCGGUGAAAAUGUCACUUUCAGGUUGUAUCUUUCUCGAAACAUAUUUGAAAAUCGCGUAUUCCAGAGACUUCCUUGACAAGACCCAGUACACCGACACGGGCAUUUACGCCUACGAGUGGAUUUUUGGCGACAACUUCAUCUCUCCUGGUUUUGGAAAAUGUAGAUUUUCAGAAUGAGAACUCCUACUUUACAGGAGGCUACGAAGAGAAUUUGAAGGUGAUCAAGCGAUUCGGAGACUUGCGUGCCGGACAAACGAUGCUGGACAUCGGCGUCGGAAUCGGCGGUGGCGCCCGUCAAGUUGCCAAUGUUCGUACAAGUUUCUUCCAUUUUUCUGAACAUUUUCCAGCGAGAAAAGUGAUGAAUUAUUGUUGGUUUUAAAUAUCAUAGUCGUAUCGAAAAAAGUGCCUCAAAGAGAUCUUUGUAGAUUUCGUUUCAUUCCAUUUCUUCCAGUCGAAAAAGGAAUCUUUCUCAUAAAUCCAUAAAAAAAAAGUUAUCUGCGAGCCUUCCGAAUGAACUGGAGCCAAACUGAACUGAGCUUUUUCUUCCAAGCUCGGCAGAAAUUAGAUGAAACUUUAGCCAUCUUAGGAAGAGAAAAUCUAUUUUGGUCUCGUUGAGAAUCAUUUCUACUGACACUUUUGAGAACCGCAAUGAAUCCAUAAUUGAUUUGCUGUUCCGAAAUAAGUUCUGAAUGAGUCUUAUUCAUUAAUUUUGUCAAAGAAAAGUUAUCUCCUGUCCAAUUUCAAUUCUUCAGAACGUAUUUAGGAGUUUGGAGUGCACGUGAAAGGCAUCGACCUGUCGUCGAACAUGCUGGCCGUCGCUUUGGAGCGAGUUCAGAAGGAGAAGGACGCUCGCGUCAGGUUAUUCCUCUCACCAACUCUGCUUUUCACCGUUUCUUUCAUAGAUAUUCGAUCACUGACGCGCUGGUGUACAAGUUCGUGCCGAAUUCGUUCGACUACGUCUUCUCUCGCGAUUGCAUCCAGCAUAUUCCCGACACGGAACUCCUCUUUUCCAGGAUCUAUGUUUCGAAUAACCUUUCUUUUUGUGGUAUACGAAAGUUUUGUCCUAGGAUUCCUUGAAACCCGGCGGCAAGGUGUUGAUCACCAUGUAUGGUUGUGGCUACGGAGAGCUCAGCGAGAAGUUCAAGGUUUUUUUUCCUGGCAGAAAGGCUUUUUUUACGGCUGUGGUUCACAGGCUUACGUCGCCCAGAGACACUAUUUCCUGAAGAAUCUGAAGCAGAUUGAAGAAGUCUGUGGGAAAAUAUUGAAGUCAAUUUCAGUCUCAUUUGACAGAUCGCCAAGAAGACUGGGUUCACCAACAUUUACACGGAGAAUCUGACGGGAAGGUUCAAGGAGAUCCUGGGAGAGGAGCGGUCCCGCGUCGAGGACAACAAGGAGGAGUUCCUUUCCGUCAGUUUUAGAUGUGUUUUGAAAACCAAGCUGCUCAAAUAAAAAUUGAAUAAAAAACAGGUUUGAACUGUCAGUUCCAAAAUAACUUUCCCAUUGAUGUGAUAACGUUCAUGUUGGCUCAAAGAUAUCAUUUUUUUUUUUCUCAUUUUUCCUUUCUGUCUUUAAAUGGCAGAUUUUGAAAACGAAAACUAGUUUCAUUUAGAUUUACUUCAGUUCAAUUUGAAAGAUUUUUGCAGAAGUUCUCGCAAAAAGAAUACGACUCGCUGGUCCGUGGUUGGGGCGACAAACUCGGCUACAUCGCCGACGACAACCACAACUGGAACCUUUUCCUCGCCGAGAAACCAUUCUAG
Caenorhabditis auriculariae is the source of this 4640-nucleotide messenger RNA. Lineage: Eukaryota; Metazoa; Nematoda; Chromadorea; Rhabditida; Rhabditidae. The record is from the annotation of a GenBank genome assembly.